Molecule: messenger RNA, 1887 nt
Organism: Zymoseptoria tritici IPO323
Lineage: Eukaryota; Fungi; Ascomycota; Dothideomycetes; Mycosphaerellales; Mycosphaerellaceae
Exons: 1
Coding region: 1-1887 (628 amino acids)
Biological process (GO): nucleolar large rRNA transcription by RNA polymerase I
Cellular component (GO): RNA polymerase I core factor complex
Molecular function (GO): TBP-class protein binding; RNA polymerase I core promoter sequence-specific DNA binding
Source: RefSeq, a predicted model, not a curated record
AUGGCCAAGAAGGGAAUGGAGAAGUUUGCUCGGCGACACGAUGGGGGCCCACUGCCUGAGCUCAGAGUGCCGGUGCCGGGACCCGCUGCAGGAACCAAAAAGCAGCAUGGAAUCAAGACCGAGCACCGGGGUGGACCUGAUGGCUAUGACGGUCGAGGCGUCGAAGCUGGCGACGAUCGUAUAGCUCCUUUCUAUGCCACAGAUGGCGGCAGCUUUGAUGACACCGCGGCAUCUCACAAUGCAGAACAUGACAACCAGGCGAGGGACCAGCAAUCUGCAUACCACGAGGACCAUUACCGGACAACACACGCAAAAGCAGCUGAUUACUACGUGAGCGAAGAAGAACGCAGCAUUGCAGAUGAUGAGAUGGACCAUGGCGAAGUGGAUGAGGCACAGCAGUCAGAUCCCCGGGCACCUCAGCACCAGCAGAAUGUCCAAGGCGUCCAAGACCAUCUUCGCGACGAUAACGAUGGAGCCCGAGUCAUGCCUGAUGGUAACAGACUUGGGGUAAUGUCUGGAGACUCCUACCCGAACACUACCUCGGGCAACCCUUCCACGGUGGGACCGGACGAAGCUGAACACGCUCUUGCUGGCCGAGUAGGAUAUGAUGAAGCGCCUUCUAAGCCAAUGCAGAUACGUCGUGCUGGUGCACGGAUGCCAGUGGCAAAUGCUGGAAGUCUGAUUGCGGACAGAGGAGGCGCAAUUCGACCCAUUGCCUAUAUGGACCGGCCGCCCGUCGAUGCCAAUGGCAUCCUUACAGACACCGAGGGCUUCACCUUCGCUGCAGCAAACACGGCUCAUUCCCACCGAGCGCCCAUCAUCGCUCGCAACGCACCUCAGCCUCAGCAUAACGGCUCCCGAGAUGCCACUCAAGCGUCUUCCAAAGCAGUGCACAACGAAGCGCCGCCACCGCCGCCGCCACCGCCGCCACCGCACCCUUCGAAGCACCAGCACAAUCGGAUGAAAGAAAUUACACAAGCACUACAUGCAGCGCAUGAUGGCCCGCCACCGAUCGCCCAGCCUCGUGGGACACAUCAUGAUCAUGCGAAGGAGCCCACCCAAGCGCCCAAUGCAGCACAUCAUGGACCAUCAACGACGAUUCAGCAGCGUGGAUCACGUCACGAUCAACCGGGAGAGUCCACUCAGAUGCUAAACGUAGCAUCUCAGAAUUUGCCAGUACCUCAGCCUGGCGGGCCACAGCAAUCGGAGCACCAUACCGAACGCACCGGCACCGCCAAUCAGUCCCUCCAUCGAGCACCGCAAGAUCACGGCCGCGAGGGCAAGAGGAAGCCCAAGAAGAUCAACACUGCCGCCGCUUUAGCACAGCAGACGCAAUCGAACCAGCUGCUGCCUAACGAGCAAGACGCCGUUGCAGAUCAGCGCACGACCAAAUCUCGACGAGGUAGCGAGUCGAGAGCGGGAAGCGCGCAAGUGCAGAUCGAGAAGCCUGUCGAACUCGACUACGAAGCCAGCAAGCUCUUCGCGAUGAAAUACGAAGAAUUGAAAGCGGCAUCGUUUGAUGUGGACCCGAAACUUGGGGCUGUCGACCUUGCUCCAGAGCACAACACGUUGGAGGAAAAGUUGUCCGUCGUUGCCAGAACGAACGACACCAUGAAGAGCAAGUUCUUCGCGGGACUCACAAUCAACGAGUGGGAGGAUGCGGGCGACUGGUUCCUGCAGCGGUUCGGAGAGGUCGCUAGCAAGCUCAAGGACAAUCGCCAAAAGAAGCGCAAAAUUGCACAGGAGUUCGAAGACGAGGUUGAGAAACGUCAUGGUGCAGUGUCGAAGAAGAUGAAUAUCACAACGGACGCAUUGUCUCUCAUGAAGCAGAGCGGUGCACAGGUGCUCGAGGGCACGCCGAAGAAGGCGAAGAAGACGAAGAAGUGA